This is a messenger RNA of Arctia plantaginis, 258 nucleotides long. The record is from the annotation of a GenBank genome assembly. NCBI's taxonomy places the organism in Eukaryota, Metazoa, Arthropoda, Insecta, Lepidoptera, Erebidae.
AUGUCUUCUUCAAGUAAUAUUUCACAGUCUACAUAUUCUCCAUCGGAACCAGAAACCCCACAUAGCACAAAACAAAGCAGAAUUCAAAAUUUUGAUCAGUCUUUAAAUCAUGCUGACCUGGGGUUAAGCAUUGAGCAAUCAAUGAAAAGUGUGCAGAAGGAAGAACAUCAGAAACGGAUCCAAACAUUGAGAAAAGAACUAGAUUACUUGAAGUCUACUGAAUGGGAGUUUGAGUAUGAAAAAGGAUUUGUCCAAUAA